AUAAUCAUUUUUAUUUUUGAUUUUACAAAUAAUUUUUUUUAUUCGAAUAAACUUUGAUAUCCAUAAAAAAAAAAUCAACCCAAAUAUGUUUAUGGACUCUUAUCAUUCUUCAAAUAUAGAACCAACCUUCAAUGGUAAUUCUCACAUGAGUGAUGGAGCGGGAAUCCAUGAAGACAGGAAAAAUGGAUAUCAUGAUACAACAGAUGACAUAAAGUACGAGAGGUAUAUAAGACCAUUCGAUUUAAAUGAAGCCCAGUUGCUUGAAAUUAUGAAAAUCUUCGAGAAUGAGAUGAUGCAAGGCCUUUCAAAAGAUGGACACCUGCGAAAAACGCCUCUACAAAUGGAGAACACUUAUGUCUCUGACUUAUUGAAUGGUUCAGAAAGUGGUUCUUACCUGGCCUUAGAUUUGGGUGGCACGCGUUUCAGAGUGCAUUACGUGCAGAUCAAGGACAAUAAAAUAACGGCGGAUACGGUUCCUUACCCUCUGGAACAAGAAAUUAUUCAAGGUCCGGGCGAAGAGCUUUUCCGUUACAUCGCUAAAUGUUUAGUAUCGUUUUUGGAGGACAAAAAGUUGAAGGGCAUCUGUCAUACAUUAUCUCUAGGCUUUUGUUUUUCCUUUCCCAUAAUCCAAAAGAAGCUCAACUCCGGACUCUUGCUGACUUGGACUAAAGAUUUUCGGUGUUCAGGCGUCGAAGGGAACGACGUUGUUGCUAUGCUAGAUAAGGCUCUAAAAGAACAAAAUCUUGACAUCAAAAUUUCGGCUAUCCUAAACGACUCGACUGGUACCUUAAUUGCUGGAUUAUUGAUAGAUCCUGAUUGCUGCAUGUCCGUUAUUAUAGGCACUGGAUGUAAUGUUGCCUACUUGGAAAAAAUUGAAAACAUUGGAACUUGGGAAGGGCCAGUGAGUACCAAGCGAAAAUACUCGAUAAUUGACACAGAAUGCGGAGCUUUUGGGGACAAUGGUGUCAUUGACUUUCUCAAGACAGUAUUUGACAAGGAAGUAGAUCAAUAUUCCAAACAUCCUGGAUCUUUUUCGUUCGAAAAACUCUUAAGCGGUCUUUACCUAGGCGAACUAUUUCGAGUUAUAUUACAUCACGCUCGAGCUAAUAAUCUUAUAUUUACGGGUCAAAAUAUACCUCAUGUGUACUCCAAUUUCUCCUCAAAGAAGCAAGAAAUUACGUUCAAGAAGGCUCUCGGUGAACAACGAUGUAGUAUAGAUAAUCGGUGGUCCCUACCAACCAAAUACAUUUCCGCCAUUGAAGACGAGGGUAAUAAUUCCAACGAUAAAAUAAUUGAAUUACUGCGAGAGAUCAAUUUAUUAAGUUGCGCUAGUGAAGAGGAUAUGCGAUUUAUCAAGGAGUUAUGCACAGUUCUAAUAUCCAGAGCCUCAAAAUUGGUGGCAUCAGCUAUAGCAGCCGUGCUCAAAAGAAUGUGCAGACCCAAAACUGGAAUAGCCAUUGAUGGUUCCAUGUAUAAGUUGAUGCCAAGAUUGAAUCUACUUAUCAAAUAUUGGGUCUCACGAUUGUAUCCAGAUUCACAAGUAAACAUCUUUUUAUCUGAAGAUGGAAGCGGUAAAGGUGCAGCUCUGGUAGCUUCCAUAGCUGAUAGACUACAUCACGAACAUUCUCUUCAUUCUCACAAUGGCGAUAUAAAUCUUUGAAACCCAAAAUUUUUAUAAUAUUUUAUAUUUUAAUUAAAAGAGGAUUAUUUUUCUAAGAAACAAGUAAUGUAGAAAAUAUAGUACAUAUAUUUUUUUAAUUUUCAAAGGAGAAGAAUUACGGUAAUGUAAAAAUACAGAUCCUACAAAAACAGUGCGAUAUGAAUUUAUAAUAAAAAAUUUGCAAUCAUAUUUUUUUGUUCGAGUACAUAUAACUCCCUUUCCCAUCGACGAAUUUUUUAUAAUUAAUUUUAUUGUUUACCUUUAAAGUAUGAGUUAAUUUAUAUAAAAGAAGUUAAUUUUACUUUUUUCAAUCAGUUUUUUUCUAUAUAACCUAUCUCUAUGUUCCUUAAUCUCCAUAUAUUUUUUUUUGCUAUUAU
Molecule: messenger RNA, 2037 nt
Organism: Gordionus sp. m RMFG-2023
Lineage: Eukaryota; Metazoa; Nematomorpha; Gordioida; Chordodea; Parachordodidae
Product: hexokinase-1-like
Exons: 12
Coding region: 86-1660 (524 amino acids)
Biological process (GO): intracellular glucose homeostasis; glucose 6-phosphate metabolic process; glucose metabolic process
Cellular component (GO): cytosol; mitochondrion
Molecular function (GO): glucokinase activity; D-glucose binding; fructokinase activity
Source: RefSeq, a predicted model, not a curated record